This is a messenger RNA of Racocetra persica, 456 nucleotides long. Lineage: Eukaryota; Fungi; Glomeromycota; Glomeromycetes; Diversisporales; Gigasporaceae. The record is from the annotation of a GenBank genome assembly.
AUGAAAAAGCACGUGAACUCAACAAGAAAAUAUUUGCAAAUAUGUACUAUGCUGCAUUGGACGAAUCAUGCAAUCUAGCACGUGAGCAUGGUUCGUAUGAUAAUUACAAAGGGUCACCUGUAUCAAAGGGUAUCUUACAGUAUGAUAUGUGUGAUAGUGAUCCAUGUUCGGGACUUGAUUGGGAUUCUUUGAAGCAAAGAAUCAAAAAAUAUGGGGUUCAAAACUCUUUGUUAAUCGCCCUAAUGCCAACCGCAUCAACAUCCCAAUGUGUUGGCACAGGGUACAGCAAAGGACCAUUUCCUGAUGAAUCGAAUCUGAUGUUCAGAGAAACUACCGGGGAAAUAUUAGAUAAUAAUGGUAGUGUUCAGAAUAUAAAAGAGUUUCCAGAAGAGAUGAAAGCAAUAUACAAGACUGCUUUCGAGUAUUCAUAUAAGACAGUUAUCGACCAUGCAGUUG